Dicentrarchus labrax (European seabass) is the source of this 2459-nucleotide messenger RNA. RefSeq lists its product as uncharacterized. The transcript has 5 exons. The record is from RefSeq and is a predicted model, not a curated record. Bases 74 to 1021 code for a protein of 315 amino acids. NCBI's taxonomy places the organism in Eukaryota, Metazoa, Chordata, Actinopteri, Moronidae.
CAAAACAGAGAGACCGGCGUUAAGCGAGUUCAUCUCCAACGAGGAUUUUACCGCUAAAGACACUUUAGAAAGAAUGGCGCUACAAAGAAUUCUGAUGGAGAAGAAAGGGACGCUGCUCUCUCGGCUCCAACCUCUACACAUUGGUGUGGUCUGCAUUAAAGACCAGCCAAGGGUUGUCUCAUGGAAUUUCACCGACAGCGGUGAGGCCAAACCAUCAGUAACAAAAGAAAAUAGGAUGGUUGUAAUUAGUGAUGGAUGUUCUGUAGCUAAACUCCUGCUUUUUGAGGAGUACUCAGCUAAGGUAACUCUUGGUCAGGGGUAUGUGAUGAGACAUUACACCCUUAGAGGACAGUCCCCACCUUACCAGAUCAGUGUUUCCAGGGACACACAGUUUUUCAGUUCGACACCAGUGCUGGUGUCACAGAAGCUGCAGAUGGAGGCGGAGAGGCUCCUCAAUCCCGUCUCCAAGAUGAGUCCCUUGAAAGGCAUCAAGAAGACGCAGGGAUUGGUGACGGUGGAGGGGGAGGUGGUGAAGAUCUCCGCCAUCAAACGGAUGCAGGUGAAGAACAAUGUGGUGCCCCUGAGGAUGCUGAAUUUACAGGAAGACAGCACACAGGUUGCAGUAAACCUGUGGAGGGAGGCAGCUGUGUUGCCACUCCAGAAGGGAGCCCAAAUAAAGCUUACACAUUUGAGAUCAGUCACAUCAAAAUAUGGACACCACCUGCAGUCCACAACCUUUACAGCAUUUGAGGACGUCCCAGUCAAAACUUGCAUUCUGGGUGUGAUGGGAGUGCUGGAGUGCGAUGACAAGCCGGGAAUGUUGCAGCUUCUGGUGCAGGAGAAUGAUACUGUGUUUGAAACUGAGCUGGCUGUUUGGCACCCAAUAGGGAAGAAAUUGUGCAGAGUGCCAUUCAAAGUCAAAGUUCAAACCGUUGGAAAAAAGAUAAUUAGUGUUGAGGCCGUUGAGGAAGAGGAGGAAGAGGAGGAAGAGGAGGAAAAGGAAGAGGUGUACUGUACUUAAGCGAAAAUUUGAGGUACUUUGAGUAUUUUAUGCAGCUUAAUACAUUUGGGAAAAUAUCGUUCAACAAUGUGACAACUUUAGUUACUCUAGCUACUUUUAGUGAUUUUGGAUUUUUCCUUUAUUUUAUGGGUUCAGAAAAUGUUCCUGUACUUCUUAAGCUAAAUGAGCUAUUUAAAAAAAAUUUCUGGAGAACACACAGCCACAAAGCUGAAUACACGGCUGUUUUUCUAAGAUCAUGAAAAGUUGACUUUUUAGAGACAGAGACACUAACAACAUAUGAUGAGCUUAUAGAAUAUGAUCACCGUAGAUUACACUAAUCAGUAGCCUAUAGUUAGAAUUAGCUCAACCUUCCAGCAGUAAAAUGCAAUAUAAACAUUAAGCAGUAAUAUUAAUCCAAAAACAUCAUAACUAAGAUUUGCAGAAUGAGUACUUUUUUUAUAUUUUAAGUAUAUUUAGCUAAUUAUACUUUUUACAGUUUUUAAUGCUAAUAAGACUUUUACUUGUAGUGGAGUAUUUUCAAAGUGUGGUGUCAGUACUUACAGUCUCUAUAACUAAGAGUAGGCUAUAUACUAUAAUACUAGCUAUAUAUCUAUACUAUAAUACUAUAUAUCUAUAGUAUCCGAUUACUUCUUUCACCACUGAUGGUGUGUAAGAAUAGCCCCAAAAAUUAUUUUGUUUUGUCAAAUGUACAAAAUGUUAUAUUCUGCAUAGUUUUUGAGUGGAAUUUACUUUCUUACAAAAUUAUUUGUCUUAUUAAUUUGGUAAUAGGCUAUUUGUUCUUUCAUUUAUUAAAUUUACUUUUAAAAAGGAAAAUAAUGUGUAUGAAAAAGAGAAAAGACAUAAAAUAGUGCAGAAAUGAAUAUACAGGAAUAAAAUAUAAUAUAGACUGUGGCAAGACAUUUACAUAGGUGAAAAAAGCCUAAUGUGGGCAUUUUUUUGUAAUUCAGACGUCUGGAAUAUAUUGUGAUAUGGCGCCAACACACUAAAUCCACAUUAAAUGAAAAGAUAAAACACAGCUAUCACACUGACACAGAAAUGGUGCAUAUCAUUACUCUUAGUGCCAAGUUGCCUUAGACAAAUCAGCAUUUCCUAAUGUGUGACAACCUUUAAUUCACGUAUACGUAAGCCUGCCUCUCUGUCUUAUUUCUCUCCUUUCCCUUUCUGAUCUGAAAUACAUUUAACUGUAAUUAAUAAUAUGCUGCAUAAAAUGAAGUGGAUUUUAUUACAUUUCUAUGAAUAAUUAAAUAUCUGUGUUUUUUUUUAAUUCAUUGCUAUCUUCUUGACUCAGACAUUCCUCAAUAACAUUAAGCUUGACUUCAACCACCGAGCGCCAACUGAGGGUAGAUCUUCCCCUAAAUCUCUGAAGGCUAUCCGACACACUGGCAGCUAACUGAGUGUACCAUAACAGGCAUGUAAUAAAAAAAACCCUGUGCUGAGA